AGAUCUCUCGUAUCUCUCUCUGUCUCCCAUGUUUAUAUGCUCUUUUCUGUAGAGUUCAAUUUGUUUAUAUAAUAGCGGCUUUUCUGGUUUACCGGUAACUGUUCUUCGAUUCUGUUUUUGAGUUUCCGAGUUUCAAAUCUAGUUCCGUUAGUGAAAAUGGCUGGGAUUUGCUGUGGAGUUGUUGGGGAGAGUGAACCGACGGCGUCGGUGGAGCCGAGUUCACGAGCCUCGAGGCGGCGGAGAUUGGAGCUCCGUCCGUUCAACUUCGUCGCCGAUGUGGCCGGCCGACUGCCGUUGGAAAACAGUAGUAAGCGACAGAAGUUAGAUCUCUUCCCUACAUCCUCUCCGCGAGACUACGAUAAUGCGGUGGAGAAUUGCGAUAGUAACGAACAGAUUAAUCUAGCAGAGCAAAAUGAAGAAUCAAAAGAAAAAGGAUUCGAUUCGAAUGAAACAGUAGAUCUUUGCGCUAAUCCAGAGCCUGUGAAGGGAGAGGUUGAGCAGGUAGCGGAAGAAUCGGAGUGGCCUAAGUUUGGCAUGACGUCAGUUUGUGGAAGGAGAAGAGAUAUGGAAGACACCGUCUCCAUACACCCUUUCUUUUGCGAGAGUAAGCGUCAGAUUUCACCUGGAAUUCACUUUUUCGGCGUAUUUGACGGUCACGGUUGCUCUCAUGUGGCCAUGAAGUGCAGAGAUCGGUUUCACGAGAUAGUGAAAGAAGAGCUCGAAGCAUGCGGAGCCAAAACCGUGGAGUGGAAAGGUCUGAUGGAGCGUAGCUUUGAUAGGAUGGAUAAGGAAGUGCAGGCGUGGACCGAAAAGCCUGAAAGUGCAAAGACCUCGAAUUGCCGUUGCGAGCUCCAGACUCCUCAGUGCGAUGCCGUCGGAUCUACUGCCGUGAUUGCAAUUGUGACACCGGAUAAGAUCAUCGUCUCCAACUGCGGUGAUUCCCGCGCUGUCCUUUGCAGAAACGCCGCCGCUUUUCCACUUUCAUCAGAUCACAAGCCUGAUCGACCCGAUGAGUUGCUUCGGAUCCAAGCAGCCGGUGGCCGUGUAAUCUUUUGGGAUAGUCCCCGAGUCCUGGGGAUGUUAGCCAUGUCUAGAGCAAUAGGUGACAAUUAUCUGAAGCCGUAUGUGAUAUCGGAGCCAGAGGUGACGAUUACAGACAGAACGGCUGAGGAUGAGUGCUUAAUUCUUGCCAGCGACGGUCUUUGGGAUGUCGUGACCAAUGACAUGGCAUGUGGAGUAGCCCGAAUGUGUUUGCGCGCACAGAGACCACCCUCGCCACCAGGAUCACCAGGGAGUGAGGCGGCGGUCAGAUGUGGCUCCACCGAGAGCUCCGAUAAGGCCUGUUGGGAUGCUUCUAUUUUGUUGACCAAAUUGGCCUUGGCCAGGCACAGCACGGAUAACGUUAGCGUCAUCGUAGUUGAUUUGAAUAGGAAUCAGAAUCACCACCUAUAGUUAAUAGAUGAAGAAAUUAAUGUUAAACUAGGUAAAAAAAAACAGGAAAAGAAAAGAUUCUCUUUUUUCUUUUUUUCUUUUUUCUUUUUUUUCCCUAAAUGUAAGACAUGAGAUUUCCUUCCAGUCAAGAAAGCAAAGGGAGGAAAAGAAGGAAAAUGUUAGUAUUAUUUUAUUUUAUUUUAUUUUGAAGAAGGAAAAAGGGUCUAUUAUUCACUUUUUGAGGAUUUAAGGAUGGAGUCAACCUGAUUGAUGAUGAUAAUACAGAUGAGGAAAGGGGAUGAAAGGGGACCAAGGGGUAGGCGGAGAGCAUGCCACGAUGAUUUGAUUGGAAACUUGGAAUUUGGUUUGGAAAGAUGUUAGGGGGUUCACCUGGGUUGUUUCAAUUGGCAUAAGACACGUAACGAUUUGGGUUUGGGUUGUGGGGCUUAGGGCAUUACGAUCUCUGAGCUGGCCAAGAUUUGGUUAGAUUUGAUGUUGAUUGGGGAAUGGGGAGGGUUUCGCCGGCAUCUGAAUCGUAUACGGCGUUUCCACGUACCCACUUUACCGCACGCCAAUGUUUCUCCUUGGUAUUUUGAUCGACGGUUCUGAUUUAAAUUGCAGAAAUGGCUGAUGCAUGCAACGUGGCUGACAUUAACGUAUGAACGGAUAAACAUGUUUAGGGCCUUUAGGAUUUCCUUAGGCGCAUAAAAAUGAAAAUAAUCGUUAAACAAGCGGGGUCUGUUAAGGGUUUUCCUUAAGGACUUUUUGUAACAAAUGCAAUGUAGACUA
Rubroshorea leprosula is the source of this 2220-nucleotide messenger RNA. The record is from the annotation of a GenBank genome assembly. NCBI's taxonomy places the organism in Eukaryota, Viridiplantae, Streptophyta, Magnoliopsida, Malvales, Dipterocarpaceae.